Molecule: messenger RNA, 1081 nt
Organism: Suillus plorans
Lineage: Eukaryota; Fungi; Basidiomycota; Agaricomycetes; Boletales; Suillaceae
Exons: 4
Coding region: 155-835 (226 amino acids)
Source: RefSeq, a predicted model, not a curated record
AGGCGCGGGCGGUCGAUUCAGAGUCCGGAAUUCCAGAUGAUGAAAUUUGACACAGCCACUUGGGCUGUUCUUGACGUGCGCAAAAUCUUCGUCGCUUACCCUGCUACCCGAUGGGCGCUUCUUUAUUGCAACCACAUCACACGUCAACAGGACAAUGCAACUAUGGAAUGUCGAAACCAAUCAACCCAUCGGAACACCACUUCAUGGUCACAUAUAUAUGUGGGAUGUUUCUGCCAUCCUUAAAGAAGCUGGCCUUCCCGGCACAGCUCCAAAGUUGAAAGGUGCUCCUCGAAUACCUCCAGGGUUUUUUGACGAUGCACUGCGAGAGGCUAAUUUGCGCAUUCGUCUAUCCCAAUCCCAUGGGCCACAUGGUCACUCCAUUCCUGUACCACGCCAACGCACCCUCAGUCGCUUUCCCUCCUUCUGGCGUCGCUCAAAGUCACACGGGGAAACUGGACACCAUACUCGACCUCGGUCCCACCCUCUCAGCUGGACUCGGAACUUAGUAUCUGGUAUACUACGUAGACGAGAUGGAUCGGACAUGGAGCUGCGAGAGGUCGAGGUCCCUUACACAGCGGGAAAAGAAAUUAUCACGCUAGAAAGAAGCCAACUGCCAGCUCGUCUCGACCUCCCAAAAUCCAUGCCACGCAAUCAUCACAGCUACCCACUGCAUCGACGCAUUCCGCCGUCACUGGUACCGCCGCUGAGGCAUCAGGAACACCCUCGCGUCCUCAUAUCACCUGUACUGGAUGGCGCGCUCGUUUCGUGGGCUGGUUUUGCUGUAUGCCUAUUCAGAACGCAGACGGUCACCAUUAGUGAAGCGACACUUUUUUGAUUCGUAUUUUGCUGUUUCAUCUAUAAAAAAUUCUUCGUGGCCAUUGACUCUUCUGGCGUCAUCGCAUAUUACGGGCGGAGGCUAGGAAGAUGUGACCAGAUAGCAGGUAAUUUUACGAUUUUGCUCUGGGACGAUGAAGAACUUGUGCAGGAUGCUGAGCACGCACUUGGGUCGGAGAGAAAAUGAAGCAUUUCUCAACAAUAACAUAUCUACAGUUCAAGUUGAUUGAUUAGACGAAGACACGGA